AGUCAAAAGCAAAUUUAAUUCAAAACACAGAAUGACAGAACACAUAUGUAUAUACAUUCUUUUUUUCAAAAAAACAUAGUGAUUCAAGAAGCAUAAUGAAUAAAGGAAAAAUAACUUUUGGCAAAAUAAGUGCCAAUUUUGGAGAAAACUCUCAGAAAAUAGAAGCCAGCGGCUCAAUAGGUCAAGUUUCAUCAUUCAAUGUAGAAGAAAUACAACACCUAGAUGAUGAGGUGGAAAAAGAAAGGGAAAAAAUCCAGAAUCUGAUGGGAAUAACAUCUUUCGGAAAAAAAGCGAAGAGUUUCGACGUACAGGAAUUGAUGGAACAGAUGAUUAAAUCCACAAAAGCAGAAAUUCCCCAAACUCCUGUUGAAGAAGAAAGUGAUGAUGAUGAUGAUGAUGAUCUUAUUGGACCUCCAGUGCCAACUGAUUUAGAAAACUCAACUUCAGAAAAAGGUGCAUUGGAAAAAGAAAGUGAUUCAGAAAGUGAUGCCGAAGAUUCACAAGUUUUCAUUCCUCACUCCCAAGAAGCAACUAUGAUUCAUGGAAAUAAAGCUGUUACUGCACUUAAUCUGGAUCCUAGUGGUGCUCGACUCGCCACGGGUUCUGUUGAUUAUGAUGUUAGUUUCUGGGAUUUUGCUGGAAUGGAUUCAAAUCUGAGAAGUUUCAGAACUUUGCAACCAGCUGAAAAUCAUCCUAUCAGAGGUUUAUAUUAUUCAGGUACUGGUGAUUUGCUUCUAGUUAUAUCUGGAGCAUCUCAAGCUAAAGUUUUAGACAGGGAUGGCUUUGAGAAAUUGGAAACUGUGAAAGGAGACAUGUAUAUAACAGAUCAAGCUAGGACUAAAGGACAUACUGCUGGACUAUUUGGUGGUGGUUGGAAUCCAGUUAUAAAGGAAGAGUUUAUGACAAGUAGUGCUGACGGCACAGUGAGAACCUGGGACUUUUAUAAUGGAGGGAAAAAUCACAAGACUGUUAUUAAGUGUAGAGGUCAGAAUGGCCUAAAAGUAACUCCUACUUCUAUUACCUAUAAUCGUGAGGGUAAAAUUAUAGGUUGUGGCUGUGCUGAUGGUUCGAUUCAACUUUGGGACUUAAGAAAGAGCUCAAUUGCUCCUGCUACCCAACUUCGUAAAGCUCAUUUACCUUCAGAAAUAUCAAGCAUCAGAUUCUCCCACAUUGGUAAUUAUUUGCUCACAAGAAGCCUGGAUUCCACUAUGAAGUUAUGGGAUAUAAGAGCUAUGAAAACAUGUACGAAAGAAGUAGGGGAUCUAUAUACUAGAUAUGAUACGACAGAUGCCAUUUUCAGCCCUAAUGAUAAGAUAGCAGUUACCAGUCACUCACUUGAUAAAGGAGAAAAUAUGGGCAACAUAUUAUUUUACAGCAUUCCUGAACUCAAUCUGAUUAAGAAAAUCCCUGUAACAAAUUCCCAUACCAUUAAGCUAGCAUGGCACCCCAAACUGAACCAGAUAUUUGUUGGUACUGGAAAUGGUAUGGUUAAAUGUUAUUAUGAUGAAAAAGUGUCCCUUCGAGGUGCCACACUCUGUGCAGCUAAAAUGCAUAGAAAAACCCAACAUUCUGAGAUUGUCAGUACACAGCAAGUAUUGACUCCUCACGCCUUACCCUUGUUCCGUCAAGAAAGGAGAAAAACUAGUCGAAAACAAAUGGAAAAGGACAGAUUGGAUCCUGUGAAGUCUCGAAGACCAGAUCUACCAAUCACAUCAGGGCAAGGUGGAAGAGUGGCUUCUAGCGGAAGUACUUUGAGCAGUUACGUUAUAAGAAAUCUUGGAAUGAGUAAAAGGGUUAACGAUGAUCAGGAUCCUAGAGAAGCAAUCUUAAAGUAUGCUAAAGAUGCCGAAGAAAAUCCAUAUUGGAUUACACCUGCAUAUGAGAAGACGCAACCGAAAAAAAUUUUUAAUGAUAGUUCAAGUGAAGAACCACCGCAAAAAAAGAACAAGCCCGAUUAAUUUUCAAUAAAAUCUUAUAUUAUUGAAAAAGCUCGAAUUAAAUUAUUGCGUGCAA
Messenger RNA from Harmonia axyridis, 2013 nucleotides. RefSeq names its product gastrulation defective protein 1 homolog. Lineage: Eukaryota; Metazoa; Arthropoda; Insecta; Coleoptera; Coccinellidae. Gene Ontology annotation, cellular component: nucleus; site of double-strand break. Gene Ontology annotation, molecular function: protein binding. Bases 96 to 1958 code for a protein of 620 amino acids. The transcript is spliced from 7 exons. The record is from RefSeq and is a predicted model, not a curated record. Gene Ontology annotation, biological process: regulation of DNA double-strand break processing.